Messenger RNA from Gasterosteus aculeatus aculeatus (three-spined stickleback), 1501 nucleotides. RefSeq names its product lin-37 DREAM MuvB core complex component (gene lin37). The record is from RefSeq and is a predicted model, not a curated record. Lineage: Eukaryota; Metazoa; Chordata; Actinopteri; Perciformes; Gasterosteidae. Gene Ontology annotation, biological process: negative regulation of transcription by RNA polymerase II. Gene Ontology annotation, cellular component: transcription repressor complex; Myb complex.
GUCUGCAGUGCUCGUUGAACAACAGAUCUAAAAACAAGCUAACGUUAAGUUAGCUACGGUAAUUUUACAUAGCAAGCGGUUACAGUUCGAUGAAAAAUAUAACGUCCAUUGUCUAGUUUGUUUCCACGUAUUAUUUGUAUGGAUAUCGCUCGACGUUACCUUUAGUCAGCUAAUCGCAACAACGUCAACAUGUAAAGGCUUGGAAACUAACGCUAGCUUUAACGUUAUCCAAUUGCCAGCGCUGACGCGACGCGGCCUAACACCUAACUGCAGCUACCGAGGUUAGCUAGCAUUAACGUUAGCGAGGAAACGUCCUGUUACGCUGGUUACGUUCGUGGACGAGUAGAACCGGUCACAAGUUGGAAAGAACCCGUAGAUUCUGCGUAUCUGUCUCCUAGACUGGACUUGUGGCUGUAAAAGUCGCCAUUUUCCCACAUUGACGCUAUCGUCACAUAUAUAGACAGGUGGAAAUAAUGCACCACGUCAAGAUCAAGACUGAAAGGCAAGAUGCGGAGGCGGCUGGUGCGCGCAGCAGACUGGAUUCUGUGUUAAAGGGGCUGCUGGAGAGGAGUGUGAGUGAAAAGGAGCAGAAUGAGGGCGAUACCGGAAAAAUAUCAUCUGACUCCUUAAACAAGGAUUUGUCACCAUCGUCUGCUGGAAAAAGGCAAUCAGCCCGAUUUUCACAGCACCGGAGGAAGAAGCGCAAAGAGAUGGACGAGGGCAUACCUGAGGCAAAUCAACACAAACAAAACGCUUACGUUAUUAAGUUGUUUGAUCGCAGCGUGGAUCUUGCUCAGUUCAACACCAGCACCCCACUCUAUCCCAUUUGCCGUGCCUGGAUGAGAAAUAAUCCCUCUGUUCGAGCACCGCUGGCUUCCCCGAGCCCCCCACACAUUACGGUGGAGGAAGAGCUCACGGACAUGAUCAAUGGUAAAGGUCAGAAUGUGUACGGACUCCCUCCGCCAACGUCCUGUCCAACGAGCAUCUCCGGUGAACCCGUCAACCUCAGGAUCCCACAGACGGAAAAACCCACCGUUAAUAAGUUGACAGAUUCACUUCCCGUAUCAGGUUCUCUCAUAUGUGACCACAUGGAACGUUGGAAAAAAAUAAGGCAAAAAUGGAAGGAGUGCUCUAACAAGAACCAGUUAAGAUACAGCGAGAGUAUCAAGGUUCUUAAGGAGAUGAAGGAGCUCUACGAUCGCUAACUGGCUUGUGCUGCGGCUCUCCACCGUAGAAAGGACUCCACACAGUUGUAAAAGAUCAGUUGAUGUUUGAAUUUACAGACUAUAACAUCACCAAACUCGUAGGGAAGCAUGAACAUAACUUGAGUCCUAAAUAAACCGUAUGUCGUGUGCAUUGCAGAAUAUUUAUUCUACUGGGUUUUAAAUUGUUUUGCGAUUUCUUGUGCGAGAAUUUGUUCUAGUGUGAUGUUGGGCUGUUUUCAUUCAUAAAAAAAUAUAUUUGUAGAUGUGUGAAUAAACAAAUCGGUUUUCCACACGCA